Messenger RNA from Amoebophrya sp. A25, 1615 nucleotides. Lineage: Eukaryota; Dinophyceae; Syndiniales; Amoebophryaceae. The record is from the annotation of a GenBank genome assembly.
CAACAAGUCGUGUCAAUGAUUAGCUGAUAAAAGUGGUGCGAAAUAAGAAAUAACUUGAAAUAGUACCUUUGCAAACGCAAGCAGGAUUUGUUAUGAAAUCCGCUUCCUGCACCACUCUCGGUUCCACGAUCGUGGUUUGAAGAGAUGAUGCGCCGUCGUCGCCGGCCUUCUGGCUCCUAUGCCACUGCUGUCGCUUCCGCGACCAGCGCCGCUGAUUCGGAUGUGUCAGGCAAUGCUCGCGCUAUGCUUUCCCACGAGGAUCUUCUGGUUCUAAAAUCCAAAAUCGAGCAAUUGCGCGCCGGCGCCAAGUUCCACUACCGCCAGGCAGAGUGGACCCUCGGGCUAACCCAACCACCCUCCCGUGCCCAGGAGGCCGCGAUAUCCGUCCUAUCGGGUGCUAUCCUCGUGUUCGCCCUUCUUCUGAACUCCGUGGCCGGGCCCGCCUUCUCGCCCCUCCUGAAUCCCGAAAACAGCCACACCGCGUUUGCGUUCAACCUGCUCCUGGGACUCGUGUUCACGGUGGGGGCGCUAUCCACGCUGUUUCUCACGUACAUCACGGUUUGUUUGGCCAUGGACAAUGAAUUGGGAGCCUGGCGGUCCAUCCUGCGCUUCGAGCGACUGGUGGAGCCCUUCCUCUGGUUCACUGCGAUCGCACAGUUUAUGUGCAUCGCAAUGGGAAUUUUGGCCAGCGCAUACACUGCAGAGCAAUACGAGACGAAGCAAAAUGCUGAAAAUCUUGCUGGUGGUGCUCAAGAUGACAGCGCCGCCUGUGCUCGCACGUGGUCCUGGAUCACUAUCGGCGGAAUGCUGUUUGUUAUGUACGCCAAGUACAUUCACUUUUACGUUUGGAGCACGCAGAUCAUGCCCAUGCAAAUGCGGCAUUGGGCGAUCUGGCUGGCGCCGUUCGCCCUGUACAUGUUUCCAUCGAACGCGCGGGACUGCGCGCGCAUGGGGCCGCUGUACGCACGCAUGAUUGUGAAAAACGUGGCGACGUUUUACGGCUGGCGAUUGUUCCCCUAUGACGCGUUCUACUGGCCAGAGGUCGGGUACUUUUCGGCAUCUUCGGCCGAGGAGAAACCAACGGAGGUUUCGAGUGCUGAAUUCGAGCUGUGGAGGAGAUGGCUGCGCGAACAAGGAAGCACUGUUUUUCAUGUUGAUGGGAAAGAGAAUCACGCACAUGCUCUACUUCAUGAGGAUGACGGUGCCCCAUGCUUCUGGUACAUGCCAACUGAGCACUUUGUGGACAAACACCAAAUUGAUCUGAUCGCGGUUGCGCUGACGGACAAUGAUAUUCGCGCCGGCGAUCUCGCUGGUCUGGACACAACUUGCUGCUUGAGGAUGAUAGAGGAAGUGAUUCCGCGAAACCUCGCUUCGAUUGGCCAGAAAGUGAAGCUGGCGAGAAUCCUCGGUUGUAUAUGAAUUUUUUGAAAUUGGAGGAAAAAGCUAUGUAUAACUAGCUCCUGUAUAGUAAUACGAAUGCAGGAGUAAAGAUCGCUUCUGCUUUUGAGCGUUUGCCUGCGGAGCCGUGACGUGUUAUUGCAACAAUUUUGUUUUUCAGAGUGAUCUGUAGUCGUAUUCGCCCCGAAGUGAGAAUGCAAUGGAAAUGAUAAGCGUG